UAAAGAGGUACCUAACUUAUAUGUCAUUUGAUCCCUUAUGUGAAUCCGUUUACCUUCUAACAACAACAAAGUUGCUUCAACAAUCGCUAUUUCAAUGCCUUAUAUAACGAUCUCAUAUAUUUCCAUAUAUUUCGGUACCUAAGAUAGCUAGCUCUUCGCAAAAAUGAUAUUGCGACGACGCGUCUGGUUCCCCUUCGUUAUCGCGACGCUGAUCCUCUUUUUCUACUAUUCCUGGAUCACUCAGGAUGGCUACGUAUUAGCUAGCUCUAGAAGCGCGUCUCAAGAUCCUCUGUUUGUCGCAAAGGCUAUAGAGGACGAUAACUAUUUCUGGCGGAAAGUUCCCACACAUUAUCCCGUCCAGGAUAUAAGACAGCCGCCGACCGGCAAGCCGCGUACACUUCCUAAGAUUCAAAAAGCAUUUGGGAAAGAAUCAAGCAAAGAUGCUAAUAUUCGUCGUGGACGGCAAGGUGCCAUCAAGAAGGCGUUCGCCCGCUGCUGGAAGUCUUAUAGGUCUAAGGCCUUUAAGAGCGACGAGCUAGCUCCUAUCAGCGGCAAAUCUAAAGAGUUAUUUGGAGGCUGGGGGGCCACAUUGGUCGACAGCUUAGAUACCUUAUGGAUUAUGUCCAUGCGGUCCGAGUUUGAGGAGGCUGUGACGGCUGCGGUCCAAAUCGACUUUACGACUUGUGUGAUCGAGACCGUAAAUGCUUUUGAAACCGCAAUUCGCUACCUGGGAGGUUUCCUUGCAGCUUAUGACUUAAGCGGUGACCUGCGAUUGCUACGCAAGGCUAGAGAAGUCGGAGAUAUGCUAUAUAAGGCGUUCGAUACGCCCAAUCGUAUGCCAAUUUCUCGUUGGGACUUCGAGAAUGCUAAGAAAGGAGGAAAACAGGUUGCACCCGAAAUGGAAUGGCUAGCUGAAGUUGGUUCAUUUAGCAUGGAGUUUACGCGUCUAUCUAUGCUGACUGGAGACCCGAAAUGGUAUGACGCAGCCGAGAGAAUUAGGGAGGCUCUCGAGGAGCAGCAGAGCACUACUCAGCUGCCUGGUAUGUGGCCGUUCGCGCUUAAUCCUCGAGACAUAAAUUUCAAUAGCGAUACCACGUUUGGGCUCGGGGCUCUCGCAGACAGCACCUAUGAGUAUCUGCCGAAGAUGUACGCUAUGAUGGGCGGGCUUAUGCCUUCAUACCAGUCUAUGUACGAGAACUCGAUGAAAACUGCUAUUAAGCAUCUUCUCUUCCGGCCCAUGGUUCCGGAUACUGCGGACAUUCUAAUAUCAGGUACCAUGCAUAUAGGGAGUGAGGAUGGGAAGAAAGCCCUAAACUUGGAGCGUCAAGGGCAGCAUCUGGUCUGCUUCGCUGGUGGAAUGCUCGCAGUCGGCGGGAAGCUAUUCGAGAAGCCGGAACAUCUAGAAGUGGCCACGAAGCUAGUAGAUGGGUGUAUUUGGACGUACAAUGCGAUGCCGCUUGGAAUAAUGCCUGAGAACUUCGUCAUGGAACCUUGCAAGUCGGACAAGGAAUGCGAGUGGGACGAGUUAGUAUGGAAGCGUGCUGUUUUGCGAGAAGCAGGCGAGCAGGAUUUAGACAACAUGGAAAAGGCGGACGAGAUAAUCGCCCAGUCCAGGCUUCCGAAGGGAUUCACAAAGAUCCCCGACCCGAGUUACCUCCUACGGCCGGAAGCCAUAGAGAGCGUAUUCAUUCUGUAUCGUAUCACCGGUCGCCCAGACCUACUCGAGUCGGCCUGGGUUAUGUUUGAGUCUAUCCAGAUGAAUACCAAGACGUCGUUGGCGAAUGCGGCUCUAGGAGACGUCACGGUUCAUGGCGAUCCACCGAAGAAGGACUCUAUGGAGAGUUUUUGGAUGGGCGAGACUUUGAAAUAUUUCUAUUUGAUCUUCAGCGAUCCGGAUCUCAUCAACUUGGACGAAUGGGUUUUCAACACGGAGGCCCAUCCAUUUAAGAGAUUGGUCUGAUAUACGUCUAUUUAUUUUUAGCAAUGUACUAAUAUAUUUUCUACGAAUGGGCUUUGUAUCUAGGAUGAGGGUAAUGAGGGGGUAUGAAAGAAGCAUGUAUACGUACCUAAAGCUAGACAGUUGGAUCAUAAGUAAUUUUCAGUCAAUGGGAGUAUCGUACGCCAACAAAUCUUGCAUACCUUUCAUGCCUUUAUCUCGGUCUAAACGCGAACUCCUCUUGUAUAGUUGAGGCCGACUCGGUGUGGUUAUAUAAACUCCUAUUAGGCUUCUAAUACUAUGAUCUCACAGUUUACAGGCUCUUAUUCGACGGUGAGUACUCACUUUAUAGUUGUCGGCAUGCCCACCAUACAUAUGCCUUUUUUUCUUCGCGCUUAUUGGCGUAGUAGAGGCGUAGUGCAUCAUGUAGGUAUUGGGGUUUAAUAUAAAGAGCAUCGCUUCCUCCCAGCGUAGGCUGCCACGUUAUGCCAGUCAUACCAAUU
Daldinia loculata is the source of this 2439-nucleotide messenger RNA. RefSeq names its product glycoside hydrolase family 47 protein. Gene Ontology annotation, molecular function: calcium ion binding; mannosyl-oligosaccharide 1,2-alpha-mannosidase activity. The record is from RefSeq and is a predicted model, not a curated record. Gene Ontology annotation, cellular component: endoplasmic reticulum; Golgi membrane. The coding region runs from base 164 to 1960 and encodes 598 amino acids. The transcript has 2 exons. Lineage: Eukaryota; Fungi; Ascomycota; Sordariomycetes; Xylariales; Hypoxylaceae. Gene Ontology annotation, biological process: carbohydrate metabolic process; N-glycan processing.